Molecule: messenger RNA, 396 nt
Organism: Penicillium taxi
Lineage: Eukaryota; Fungi; Ascomycota; Eurotiomycetes; Eurotiales; Aspergillaceae
Exons: 2
Coding region: 1-396 (131 amino acids)
Source: RefSeq, a predicted model, not a curated record
AUGAAAAAUGUCUCCGUACCCACUCUUGUUGUAGCGGAAAUCCCAACGGCAAUCUUGGUGUCUGAAAGGACUGAUCACCCUGCACAGAAUUACGAUACAUACUAUUUGGCCUCAAUGAUGCGGGGGUUUGUGCCAUACUUCAUCGAGGCCAUCUCCACCAAAAGCGACGAUUACCUGCCAGGUGAUGCUGAAAAUCUGAGCAAAGAAAUCUUCAACUACAUGAAGCCGAAAGAACAUGACGAAAACCUCAUUGAGUUUUUUGAGCAGUAUCGUAAACGCUAUUUCGGCAAUCAGGUAGUGCAAAGGGCGACAGUUUUGCAUUCAUGUUUAAUUAAUAUUCUCAAAAUGCCUUUCAACCUCACGUCUUCAAUAGAACAGGGCUUAAUGAUAUGUUGA